AUGUCUGAUCAAAAUCAAAUUCAAGGAGUUGCCUAAACUUUAAGCUAGAGAAAAGCUUAACAAAAAAAAGUGCAGAGUCUUCCUCCGCAAAGAGUAGGGACAAAUAUAAAUAACCAAGAGCAGAGUUACUACACUGAGGCAGAUAUACCUCAACUUAUUAAAAAUAGACUUGGUUAUAAUCAAAUGAGGUUAUUUGUCGAUUCAGACGAGGAGAAUACUCUAAGAUCAACCAUGAAGAAUUUUGAAGUUGAAACACUCCAGAGUGAUAGAUAUUAGAAAGAAGAUGAUAAUUUUGAAAAGAGUGACAAAGACUCUAACUUUUCAUCAUAAGAUGAUGAUAGCCAAGAAGAUGAAUUUGAAGUUUAGGAUUAAGGCUAGACAAGAGGUGGUUAAAGAUAAUCUAAAAGACAAAAGGAUAAAGACUAAUAGAACUCAUCUGAUAGUCAAUUUGAAGUUGAAAUAAAGCACUAGAAAGGCUAAGAUAAUAAAGCUAAAGGUAGAUAAAGAGUUGAGAAAGAUGCAAAUAAGCAAAAUCAAAAUUAAUCUGCUCAGCAGGAGGUACUGUCAGUAGAUUAAAUGAAAAGGAUUAUUAUAAAGAGAGCUAGGAUUGAAUAAUGGAUUGAAAGUCCCUAUUUCAAGGAUUUGAUCAAAGGAACAUAUGUGAGAGUUAGUCAUAAUAAUACUUACAGACUGGGAGAGGUUGUUGAUGCUUAAGAUAAAAAUACUGAAUAUGAACUUGGAUAAGUAAAAACUAAUAUAUAGAUUAGCAUCAAGAUUGGUUAGUCAGAGAGAUGGUAGAAAUGCGCGCUUAUUUCUAAUUAGGAUGCCACAGAAGGUGAAUUUCAACUUCUUAUGGCAGCAAGAAGAGAAUGCAAAAAUAAACCAGUAACUUUAGAGAGUGUUAAACUGAAGGUAUAACAAAUUAAGGAAUUAGAAAAACUGAUUGCUAAUCCUGAAGAAGUAGAGAAAAUGGUAAAUGAUAAAAUGAGGAAAAAAUUCUAAGAUGGAAACCUUAAAGGCUUAAAUUUAUCUUCAGUGAGAAUUGAGUUAGAAAAUAAAAUUGGCAUAUUCUAAUAGAAACUUAAAGAGGAGGAUAUUCAAAAGGAUGCAAGACAGUACUAAGAUAUUUUGACAAUCAUAAAAGGCUUUUAAAAAGAUUUAGAGAAAGUAGAUGAAGCUAUCAAGUUAGAAGAAUUAAGUAGAGGAAAUUACAUGAGAACAGUAGAAGCUGGUCAAGCUAAAUACGAGAAUAUUGAGUAUCUAGAAAAGCUAAGAGAAGCAGAAGAAUGGACAAAGUAUCAGGAUUACAUGAAAAAGAAUCCUAAUGCUAAAAAGCAACCUUUUUUCAUGAAAAUUUUAAGAUAGGAUAGCUCCCAAAUGACUGAAGCUGAAAAAUAAAGACUUGAAAUGCAGAAGGAGAUAGAGCUUAUUAGACUAAGAUCUCAGUUAUCAUUUGAAGAAAAUAAAAAAGAGUCUUACUACUAGUAAAUGGAAAGGAAGAAGAAGCAGUACAUUCAGUUCCAUUAGAGUUUAAGUUUCUCAUUUGACUAAGAAAUAUAAAUAUAAGAAAGCGAUGGCAAAUUUUAAGCAAAUGUCCCCUUUGACAUUAAAACCUUCAAUGAAGAUUAUAAGCCAGCUUAAAUAAAUCAAGAGUGGAUGAAAGCCUUUGAUCAAGCUUGCGAAAAAGAUAGAGACUACACAAGCCAAAAAGCAAAGAUUGUAAAUUUUGACGAAUAUUUCAGGCAAUGA
Messenger RNA from Stylonychia lemnae, 1749 nucleotides. Lineage: Eukaryota; Ciliophora; Spirotrichea; Sporadotrichida; Oxytrichidae. The record is from the annotation of a GenBank genome assembly.